CUCGCGAAAACGCUGGCUCAACAACGGUUGACCACAAUUAACAAGCCGCGUUUGCCCGCAACGCUCCGGUAUUACACGAUUGCUAGACAUUCACUUGUCUGAGCAACCAUUCUCAUAACGUAGCUCGUGGCAAAAAGUCCACGAGCGCGUCACCACGACGUCGUCAAUUCCUUCUUUUCUCUUCGCUUCUACCUUACCCCUCCUUCGAACCCCCGCAGCUAGCUCUGCGUUUCUCAGGAAGCCGUUGCUUGAUUGCGCGCUCGUCUACAUCCCCACUCGUCACUACAGCAGAAGAAACAAGAUGGCUCCCAAGAAGCCCGUGGUCGAGGAGAAGAUCCUCCUGGGUCGUCCCGGAAACAAUCUGAAGAGCGGCAUUGUUGGGCUAGCAAACGUUGGCAAGUCCACGCUCUUCCAGGCCAUCACCAAGUGCAACCUGGGUAACCCUGCAAACUUCCCCUAUGCUACUAUUGAUCCUGAGGAGGCACGCGUCAUCGUCCCUGACGACCGCUAUGACUGGCUGUGCGAGAAGUACAGCCCCAAGUCGCGGGUGCCUGCCAACCUUACAGUUUAUGACAUCGCUGGCUUGACCCGUGGCGCCUCAACAGGAGCCGGUCUCGGCAAUGCCUUCCUGUCUCACAUUCGCGCUGUCGAUGCUAUCUUUCAGGUUGUGAGGUGUUUCGACGAUGCCGAGAUUAUCCACGUCGAGGGCGACGUGGAUCCGGUUCGCGAUCUCGACAUCAUCAGCGAGGAGCUACGGCUGAAGGAUAUCGAGUUCGUCGAGAAGGCGCUCGAGAACCAGAAGAAGAAGACCCGUCAGGGCGGCCAGUCUCUCCAGAUGAAGCAAUGGAAGGCUGAGGAGGCGACGAUCGAGAAGAUCCUCGCCUGGCUGAAGGAGGGCAAGGAUGUCCGCAAGGGCACCUGGACUCCCAAGGAGGUUGAGGCCAUCAAUCCUCUUUUCCUCCUGUCCGCCAAGCCGGUAGUCUACCUCGUCAACCUUUCGGAGAGGGAUUACAUCCGGAAGAAGAACAAGCAUCUCCCCAAGAUCGUCGAGUGGAUCAAGGAGCAUGCCGCGGGCGACCCCAUUAUUCCCAUCUCAGUCUCCUUCGAGGAGCGGUUGACCCGGUUCGAGACCGAGGCGGAGGCUGCAGAGGAGUGCAAGAAGAUCGGCGCCGAGUCUGCGCUGCCCAAGAUCAUCUUGCAGAUGCGCAAGGCGCUCAACCUGGGCAGUUUCUUCACUGUCGGCCCCGAUGAGGUCCGCCAAUGGACUAUCCGGAACGGCACGAAGGCCCCGCAAGCGGCGGGUGUCAUCCACACUGACUUUGAGAAGACCUUCAUCCAGGUCAUUGUGUACAACUACAACGUCCUCAAGGAGCUCGGCGACGAGUCCGAGGUGAAGUCGAAGGGCAAGGUCAUGACGAAGGGCAAGGACUACGUCGUCGAGGACGGCGAUAUCUUGCUGAUCAAGGCUGGUGCUGCCAAGGCCUAAGGUCGCGCAGCUAAAUGACACAGAGUUUCUGAGACAUGAGUAGGCUGCUGCGCGACCCUCAGUGUAUGAGACCGAGACUGCGUAGCCCGCGGGGUUUGCACCCUGGUUAUGGGGUCUUCGAGCGGUCUGGCUACCUGGGAUCGAUUCCCGGUAGCCGGCGCCUGGACUUUGAAGAGCCGCAAACGGGAUGAAACCUACCUACACAGUAGAUGUACGCUGCGGGUACAUACGGCGCCGCCUCGGCCAGUGACCCGAGGCAGUCAAGCCCACCAAGUCCCAUCCCGCCAUAGCUCAGUGAAACAUAAUAAAGUAAAAAUGAAGACAUUUUAAGCCCAUUGAACUGUGCAUUUGACAAGCCCCAGAACCCACAACUUAAUCACAGAAUUUUCACUCCUCUGUGGACUCGCUCUUGUGGAAUCACUCUUGUGGAAC
Messenger RNA from Chaetomium fimeti, 1918 nucleotides. Its product is annotated as P-loop containing nucleoside triphosphate hydrolase protein. The transcript is spliced from 4 exons. The coding region runs from base 302 to 1486 and encodes 394 amino acids. NCBI's taxonomy places the organism in Eukaryota, Fungi, Ascomycota, Sordariomycetes, Sordariales, Chaetomiaceae. The record is from RefSeq and is a predicted model, not a curated record. Gene Ontology annotation, molecular function: GTP binding; ATP hydrolysis activity; ATP binding. Gene Ontology annotation, cellular component: cytoplasm.